UAGUAAACAGAAAAAAACAGAAGCUGCUUUUGUCUGGCAGUGCUGGUCUUCACCCAUGUAGUCCAUUAUCCAAGAAACACUCUUCACAUAUCUUCUUGCUCUCUGGAUGUUUACAGAUACCCAACUCCAAACUCCUCUUUUAUGCUUUCAUGUUGCUUGUUAGAUGCACACUGAAUCAUAUUUUUAUAGAAUCAAGAAUCCGGAAUGGUCAUUUCAGACGCAGAGAAAAGAAUUCCAGUAUUGGAGAUGUUAAAAUGUGGAAAAGCGACAGGGUCUAUAUCGACAAACAUGGCAAAUGGCGAAUCUUUGAUCACAAAAAGAUGUCCAGGAAACGAUGUGGCUCUUUGAGGGGACAAGGAUGGAAAUAUGGAUCAGGAUUUGUUGAUGGGAUUUUCCCGGUGCUAAGUCCUGUUGCUCAUCAGAUUCUGAACUUUGUGCGGAAAGAAGUGGAUCCGAAUAAUGUUUGGGCUGCUCUUGAUACUCUUCCUGUCACUCACGAGACUUGGGAUGAUCUUAUUAAUGUAGCCGUCCAACUUCGUUUGAAUAAACAAUGGGAUCCGAUUGCAUUGGAUGUUUGCACAGUAUUUUUCUAUUCAAACAUUAAGACUGAAUCCUCGAUUGUUCAAUGGAUAUUGUACAAGAGCUUCUUCCAGACAGAUGUCAUGUGCUACAAUUUACUAAUAGAUGCUUAUGGGCAAAAAUCUUUGUACAAGAAGGCAGAAGAAACAUAUCUUGAUCUUCUUCAUGCCAGGUGUAUCCCUACUGAAGACACUUAUGCCCUUCUUAUAAAGGCUUACUGUGCAACUGGAUUGUUAGAAAAAGCUGAAGCUGCCUUUGUUGAUAUGCGAAAGUAUAGCCUUCCUCCAAGUGCAAUUGUAUACAAUGCUUAUAUUGAUGGGUUAAUGAAGGCUGGAAACCCUCAAAGAGCAAUUGAGAUCUUUCAGCGAUUGAAAAAUGAUGGCUGCCAGCCCUCUACUGACACCUAUACACUGUUGAUCAACCUUCAUGGGAAGGCAAGUCAAUCUUACAUGGCCUUGAAGUUGUUUAACGAAAUGAGAAGUCAAAAAUGCAGACCAGAUAUCUGCACAUACACAGCUCUGGUGAACGCGUUUGCUAGAGAGGGACUCUGUGAGAAGGCAGAAGAAAUAUUUGAGCAGAUGCAAGAAGAUAAGCUUGAGCCUGAUGUGUAUACUUACAAUGCGCUCAUGGAAGCUUACAGUCGUGCAGGUUUUCCUUACGGGGCUGCAGAAAUAUUUUCACUCAUGCGGCACAUGGGCUGUGAGCCGGAUAGAGCUUCAUAUAACAUCAUGGUAGAUGCGUAUGGGAGAGCUGGUCUUCAUGAGGAUGCUCAAGCGGUAUUCAAUGAGAUGAAGCGACUAGGAAUAACCCCUACAAUGAAAUCACACAUGCUACUUCUCUGUGCCUACUCAAGAGCAAGAAAUGUGGAUAAAUGCGAGGAAAUUGUUAACCAGAUGAGCGAAUCUGGGCUUGAACCAGACACGUUUGUCCUCAACAGCAUGAUGCACUUGUAUGGCCGGCUUGGCCAAUUUGAAAAGAUGGAGGAAGUUCUUACUGCAAUGGAAAAGGGACCUUAUGGAGCUGAUAUCAGUACAUACAACAUCUUAAUCAACAUAUAUGGACGAGCAGGAUUUUUCGAGAGAAUGGAAGGUAUUUUCCAAUCACUUCCAACCAAAAAUCUGAAACCUGAUGUUGUGACUUGGACUUCAAGAUUGGGAGCCUACUCUAGAAAGAAACUAUACGCAAGAUGCUUGGAAAUCUUUGAAGAAAUGAUUGAUGCUGGAUGUCACCCUGAUGGAGGAACUGCCAAAGUACUUCUAUCAGCAUGCUCAAGCGAAGAUCAAAUUGAACAGGUUACCACUGUAAUCAGAACAAUGCAUAAGGGCAUGGAGGCUGCUCUUCCUGCAUGAUUAAUGUUCCUUGAUCAGGUCCAUAAAACUCAAAAGAAAAGGAUGGAAUACUAUUAUAGGAAAUGAUUUUUUUUACAAAAAUAAAAAA
Populus euphratica (Euphrates poplar) is the source of this 2016-nucleotide messenger RNA. RefSeq names its product pentatricopeptide repeat-containing protein At2g35130-like. The record is from RefSeq and is a predicted model, not a curated record. NCBI's taxonomy places the organism in Eukaryota, Viridiplantae, Streptophyta, Magnoliopsida, Malpighiales, Salicaceae. Gene Ontology annotation, molecular function: protein binding. Bases 150 to 1928 code for a protein of 592 amino acids. The transcript has 8 exons.